CCCCUGCCCUACCUACAGCCAUCAUUUUACAAUCAUAGCAUAGCCACAUUUGUCCUCUUUCAUCCAGUGUUAUUGUUAUUGUGACGGAUAUUACCGUUCUCUCAUAAAUAUCACCAAAGUGCAGCCUCCUCCCAAUCCAACUCUUUCAUCGAGAACUAUUAAAGCUGUUAAAACGGCUCCCAAAUUUGGUCUGCAAAUCAGAGUCGUAGGUUGUCUUUACACUGUCACCGUGUCCAGAUAAUAAACUCUACAGAUGUUUUUUUCAGACUGGAUGAUCAACCCCAGAGGUAUAAAAUACCAUGUUAUACCCGGUGAAAUGCUGUGCUAUGCUGCAGUUAAUAUACCAAGCUAUCCUCAACCUACAAGAGCUACACACCAGCACUCUCAUUCCCAAUAGGGACCAAAGUGGAAAAUUCGAGUGGUUUGACUAACUGUUCAUAACUAUAAUAUUUAACAUUUAGAGAGGACCGUCGGUAUAACUGGUGAGAUGAACAUUUGUUAAGAUGAAGAACAGAGAUUCCUAGUUUUAUUAGUCGGUAACUUCAGAGGCUUUUGACCUAAACAUGCCACCACACAAUGCAUCUGUGCUAAUAAGAGCUGUUUGUUUGUGUUAUCCCUGUGAUAGACUGGUGACCUGUGCAAGUGGACCCUUCUUGCCCCGUGGCAGCUGGGAUGGACCCUGAAUUGGAUAAGCAGUUAUGAAAAUGAAAUGAUGGCUUCAUCACAGUUUAUCCUUUAGCUGUUUCUGUCGGCAAUCACAUCAUCAGUUAGGGUGACCAUAUUUUGAUUUCCAAAAAAGAGGACACUUGGCCCAGUCAUGAAGAACUUUAACAAUACUGUUUGCUUAAAGAAACAUAUUUAAUAUGUUUAAACAAUGCCUACUCUUUUCUUUUCCAUAAUCUUCUCUUCCCAUGUUUCUUGGGGGACUAUAAAAAUGUUGUCAUUCACAGAGCUGCAACAUUUUGUUAAACUUAUUGAUUUAAAGCUGAGAGCCUGCACUUCAGUCAUACAUAGACUGAUUGGGAUACACGGGUCAAAUGAAAAAAGUGCCCCCCUUCCUUCCAAAACAUAGAUAAUGAUUUGCUCUUGGGUAGAGAAAUACGAAAGCAAGAACUAUAUCUUUACCUUUUGUGCCUCACUUAACAUUUAUGAAAGCAGUGUCUAAGAAAACCUGCGGCAACAAGUGAAGAUUGGAAUGAUCAGAGAAAAGUGAUUUUGUGAGCUGGAAAGAUGUGACUUUGUCAGGGAUUAGACUUCGGCUCGGUUCGGGUCAACUCGGUUCUAAACCAGUCGACAAUCCGGAAGUGUAGUUUUGUGCAAUCAAAAGAAAAAUGCCAUCAACACACAUGGGAGGUAGUAGUCUGUGGAGUAAGUGAAGUCCCUGGCUGCAGGGACACGGAGAAGCGCUUCCCUCUGCAAAGUUUCACCGUGGAGCACAGACCGCCAGCAGUCUGCCCCCUGCUGCGGAGCAGACACUGUAGCCGGCUAACAUAGGCAGCUGCUGGCGCUGGAUACGGGAACGAAGCCGGGAAGAUGACGGUACAGGAGGCGGAUAAGGUGCAGAAGGUGAUACUGGGGCCUCUGUGAACCCACUCAGAAAUGUGCUGCUAAUGUCACACCGUACAAAUUAGAGGGGCUCGAAAAGCUAACGUCAGCUAGCUAGCCAGCUAGCCGGUUAGUGCUGCAGCUCGAUGAGCCUCAGUUCAUUUGGAAAUGCAAGCCUCAUUUAGCGGACCAGCACGGGAUGAGAGAGGUGAGUGACCCUGGAUCCUGCCGCUGCAUCCUGUCGUUGACUGGGGCAGCUGUUCAGCUAAAACGCUAUCAUUUUGGCUAUUUGGCGUUAGCCGGCUUGCUAACAGCACGUCAGCGCAAGUGAAGUGGUUAGCCGGCCGUGAGGAUGAUCGGUAUGUGUGUGAUGCACAGAGACCGCUGUAGAGGGGACAGACACUGGGCACGGCCCUGCUGCAUUUAACACAUACCGUGUCCUGUGCUUGAACUCAGCUUCAGCGACACUUGGCAUAUGAAGCGAACAGUUCAGCGACACAGACAGCUGCUGUGUGCAGAGUGGACGAGUCAGCUGAAAGCAGAACAACAAGCUUGUAGUGUUGGCAAACUAAGAGGCGUCGGCUGCCCUCUCAGUCCUUCCCUGCCAGUCCCCAGUUCACAGGAAUCAUGUGAGCCGGACACCGGUAAGCCCGGUCCGUGUCCGGUACUUCAGUAGGUUCGUGCCGCAGGCUGCUCUCUGUCAUCCUACCAGUCAGCUCCACGUCGGCUGGCGGAGGGAGGAGGGGAUUCACCGAGACUUUCAGCUGGUACACUUUGUGACGGGAGCAACAGUUUCUUCUUCUGCUCGGCUCCUCUUGCCAGCUUAAAGCCCUGCAUGACUGAACAGGACCACGACUUCAGGAUGAUGGUGGAAGGAUAACAUUCAAGGAGUUGCACUCCCUCCACCCAAAGUGACCUGUCUUCUCCUUUUGUCCACUUUCACCUGCAGUCCGUUUUGCUAGCUGCAAGCUUGCUGACCUGACCUUAUGGGAUUUCAUAGACUGCAUGUAUUCCACAGUAACAUCAUGUAAAUUCCUUUUAAAUUAGACAUUCUUAUAGCAGACACCCCCCUGACUAAAGGACAGAAUGAAAUAAGUACAGAGUAGUGGCAUAUUAAGUCCCUGCACAUCCAAAAUAGUCACCUUGGUCUGUAGGAUUCAUACUGCUAUCGCUUGUUCCUUAUCAACCCCACCCCUUUUCUAGUGUUAUUGGGCCAUGGUUCGCAAGAAAAGCUCUUUUAUACUAUGCGGUGCUUUCCUGUUUGUCGCCUGGAAUGCUUUGCUUCUACUUUACCUUUGGGGUCGCCCUCCCAUGGGCCACCUAGGAGAAGGCGGUGGAACUGAACCAGGAGGAAAGGAGGAGUGGGGCAUGGUCAGAGGUAAAGGAGGUCGAGUUAACCUUGCUGGGGAGGUCAUCCGACUGGCCGAGGAGGUUGAAAUUCAACUUGACACCCAGAAAAAGCUAUUAAAGCAAAUUGAAAGUCACAGGGCAGUGUGGGCUCGGCAGAAGGAGAUUGGGAAGAAGCAAACUGAUAAUAUCAAAGAAGUAAAUCAGAUUGUUCACCAGCAGCAGAAUAAUCCAGUUCCUCUCAUAAAUGACGUGUAUGUUGGGGACCAAGUUGAAAUAAAGCACACACAGAGGUCUGUUGCUACAGUAGCUGCAGGCUCCAAUAUAGAACGGCAUCAGGCCACUGAUGUAAAGGAAGAGGUUGCUGAGGACAAAGUGACAGCUUCUGUUUCCGGUCCACAAGUCAUCAUUCCCAUUCUGGUUAUUGCCUGUGACAGAGUGACAGUAAAACGGAGUCUUGAUAAACUGAUACAGUACCGCCCUUCUCAAGAACUAUAUCCAAUCAUCGUCAGCCAAGACUGUGGCCAUGCUGAGACGGCUCGUGUGAUUGGCUCAUACGGAGAAAAAGUAACGCACAUAAGCCAACCAGACCUGUCGGACAUCAGAGUCCGGCCAGAACACAGGAAGUUCCAGGGGUACUACAAAAUCGCCCGACAUUACCGCUGGGCACUCAACCAAGUAUUCCACACAUUCUCGCAGUCUACUGUGGUCAUUGUGGAGGAUGACUUGGAGGUCGCACCUGACUUCUUUGAGUAUUUCCGAGCCCUGUACCCGAUCUUGCGUUCUGACCCAACCCUGUGGUGCGUUUCUGCCUGGAACGAUAAUGGCAGAGACGCCUUGGUGGAUUCGUCCAAAGCUGAUCUCCUCUACAGAACAGACUUCUUCCCUGGUCUGGGCUGGAUGCUGCUGAAAGAGAUGUGGGAUGAACUGGAGCCCAAAUGGCCAUCGGCCUUCUGGGACGACUGGAUGCGUCAGCCGGAACAGCGCAAGGGCCGCUCCUGCAUUCGGCCAGAAAUCUCUCGGACUAUCACCUUUGGCCGGAAAGGUGUGAGCUUAGGUCAAUUCUUUGACCAGUACCUUCGUUAUAUUAAGCUAAACACUGAAUUUGUGCCUUUUACCAAACUGGAUUUGUCUUAUUUGCUGAAAGAGAAGUAUGAGGAAAAUUUUAUUAAAGAGGUUUAUAGUGCCCCACUGGUAAAGAUUGAGGAUCUGCAACAAGGGGGCAGUUUAAGAGGACCCGGGCCGUACAGGGUGCAGUACUCCACCAGGGACAGCUUUAAAGUCUUUGCUCGAAAUCUGGGAGUAAUGGAUGACUUAAAAUCAGGAGUUCCUCGUACAGGUUAUAGAGGUGUGGUCAACUUCCUGUACCGUGGUCGAAGGGUGUUCUUAGCUCCACCAGAGGGCUGGUCGCAGUAUGACACCAGCUGGAGCUGAGAGACCCAGACGCGGUCCGAAUGGUGUUGAAGAGGGGACAGAGCCUUAAUCAGAGGAACACCCUCUCAGACCAAAGAAUACGGUGGACGCAGGAGUUCAAAGUUGAACGUGGAGCUGGAAGGCCGAGCUUCUAAAACUGACGCUCAUUGAGGAUCGGCACAUGUGGGCCACACAGACUUCAGAGCGGUCCCACUUUGGCUGAAGUCAUACCAUCCUUAAACUAAACGGCUGCUGUCGGCGUGCCUUGCUUUCUGGGCUCAUUUUGUUUGGUGUAUUUUCUCUUCUUGUGGCAAACUGGCCAAAUAUAGACUUGACAUCACUUUCACAUGUUUGCAGCAGCUACUGGUAAUCAUGUCAUUAUCAACAGUAUGAGUGAUGGUACACUGCAGUGGAGCCUGACAGGUAUUAGAUCAAUGCAAUUUUGUUUUUUUGGAGGGUUCUUAGUUUUGGCUAGUCUGUGAUCCAGAAGAGUAAGCACCACUCUGCUAGAUAAACUACGGUAACACAUUUGUAAUGACUCCCCAAGCAUUUUGCUAUGAACAUUAUCAAUUUGCACAUACUAGACAAAAAGUAAGCAGAUACUGUGAAAUCCUAGAAUCGGUCAGACUCUGCGUUGAAAGCAAGCACACUAAUCACCUUUCACACCUGGGAGAAAUGAGUGUCCUAUGUAACACCUUCUUAUCCACCUCUUGGCUUCUGUAACACUUCUAGAAGGCAUCACGCAUUAGAUUGUAUAUAAAAGAUGGACACACUGAAGCCUUGAGCUGACCAUUUUAAACAUAAGCUGAACAAAAUGAGGGGUCAGCCUGACUGUGCAGGGUUUUACGUCCACCUUCCUCCAGCUCACAGAUGUGACUACAGAGACAAAAGCAGGGAAAAAUGAUUUGUGACCAUGAACCGAUUGAAGUAAAUAAACAAAACUUCAAUUGUUUUUACUUCUUUCCCCUUGAUUUCCAGGCUGGAGAUCUUGCUGCGUAACUGAGAACCAGUGCAGGCUCAUGUGAAAAUCAAAAGGUAGCCCAACAAGUAAAGCAUGCUGUGAUUUAUCCUCCUCAGAAUCAUCAGGAAGGUUUUACUGAGUCCUUAAAUCAAGAAACAGGUUUUUCAAGUUUUUGUGCAGCUGUCCCCUGCUGCCCUUUGGAAAGAAUGCAGGCAACACGUGCAUCUUUUAUAUACAGUCUGUGGUAGUAAACAGGCCAUUUUAAGAGUUUAGGGAGAUCAAAACAGUAGCUUGGAUUGAGGACUAACUGACAACGGUGCAGUACUUGCUUUACUGUCUCUCAGUCAUGAGGCUCAACAUUUCUUACUGAUCAGUGCUACAAAUACAGAGGUGUGGAUGCCAAAUAACAAGAUUUAGUCUGAAAAAGGUCUGAAGUCUAAUAACAGUAAUAAUAGGUUUCAGAUAUAAAACAAGAGAGUACGCCUAAAUAUUGUUUCCACAAAGAAUGAAGCUUUGGUGAGAAACCGCUGUUUUAAUGAGGAGGUGACAUUGUUAGAAGCAUUUACACGGGACAAACAGCAGGUGUGUAAGUGCACGAAGUCUUCACUAUCAAACCAACAUAGGGUAACGAGACUCCUCAGAGGCCGUCAUGCUGUCGAA
Molecule: messenger RNA, 5926 nt
Organism: Oreochromis niloticus (Nile tilapia)
Lineage: Eukaryota; Metazoa; Chordata; Actinopteri; Cichliformes; Cichlidae
Gene: mgat1b
Product: alpha-1,3-mannosyl-glycoprotein 2-beta-N-acetylglucosaminyltransferase b
Exons: 3
Coding region: 2761-4326 (521 amino acids)
Biological process (GO): protein N-linked glycosylation
Cellular component (GO): Golgi apparatus
Molecular function (GO): alpha-1,3-mannosylglycoprotein 2-beta-N-acetylglucosaminyltransferase activity
Source: RefSeq, a predicted model, not a curated record